Molecule: messenger RNA, 2295 nt
Organism: Adineta ricciae
Lineage: Eukaryota; Metazoa; Rotifera; Eurotatoria; Adinetida; Adinetidae
Source: the annotation of a GenBank genome assembly
AUGGAUGCCAAUACGGAUGACAUUCACCGUUCUAUCCAACGAUUGGGGACAUUUUUGUUUCAAGAGAAUAUAUCCAAAGAGACUGAACCUCAUCCAUUGUUUAUUCUUCGUGAUCAAUUACAAGAACUUGAUGAUACAUUUCAUCUGACCACACUCGAUAAGCAACACAAGCUCGUCUCGGAUCUGAAUCGUCUGAAAAUCGAGUAUUUUAUCCACUUACUUCAACAGUACUCUGCCACAAUCCCAUACUCUCUUGUCAAAGCAUUGCUCGAUACUAUUCGCUUUCAAGUUAACAUGAGUAUGAAUGUCAAUCCACUAUUGACUGAUCACUAUUUCCACUUCUCUACCAUUUAUUUAACAACGAAUUCAAACACCAACUAUCUCGAAGGCAAAACUGCAAAUCAUAUCAACGAGCUAUUCUUAAAUUUCUUCGCGUCCAUCGGUUCACGUGCUGUACAUAUCAAAACGAAUACAUCUUACUCAAUUUGCGUAUCACAUACAAACAUUUCCAACUUUUUCGAACUCAAUGUCUCGACUGAAUCUCUUCUCCAAGCAAUCGUUACCUAUCUGAAUAAUUAUAUUUUUCACAAUCACCAACAAUCGGAAUGUCAUACAUCGAUACUGAAAUGGCUGUUAAAUCUGACUAAUAUCUACGGAUUCGUGCCAUAUUUCGUCAAAAUGGAAUAUCCAAACGCAGUCUUACAAUGGAUGGCGCUGAGUAACGAUCAAGGAGAACACAUCUCUCUCAAUCACUGGUUUUUAAUUCUUAAUUUAUUACAUAAUUUAGCUCGUCAUCGUAUGGGUGUGAAAACAUUGAAUAAACUGAAAGCGAUAGAUAUUAUCAAACAAUGGAAAGAUCAGUAUAUGUCGAGAUUACUAUCGAUUGGAAAUGAUGAAAACGAUAAAGACAUUCUAAUCGCAUAUCAUCUUGUCUAUGCAAUUUUAUUAGAACCAAAAGAACUGAAGAAAGAAGAGAUAUCAAAUAUCCAAACUGUUCUUGACUAUAUUCUCGAACGAACAGUUCAAGCAUUCAAGUCACCGGAUUUGUGCUUCGGUUCUUAUAACAUCUGUGAGUAUUUAAAUGGUUUAACGAAGUUUGUUGUCAAUGACAAGUUUCUUCUAUAUAUAAUCUCUCGCGAGAAGAUUUUUGAUCUUUUAAUGGAUAAAUUUCUGCUGUUUAAUGUUAAUUAUCAAUCAACGGAUCUAAAUACGAUUAUUUGUUCGUCAUUAUACACGAUUUUCUGGUCGAUUAGCUUUCAAAGUGAAUAUCAUUCGAAAUUGAAAUCGAUGGAGGAAUUUAUCGCGCAUGUGGAACAAAUUUCAAAGCUGGAAUCCAAUGAUGAACAUGCUAUCAUGAUGAAACGUGCCGCCAAAGGAAUUCUCUAUAAUCUCGAUCUUAUUCAAAUGGAUAUUCAACCGAUCGAAGAGUCAAUCAAUGAAAGUCAGGUGAAAAUUAUGAUUUCCUAUGCACAUAAAGAUAUAACAUUCUGUGAAAAACUUUUCAACCAGCUUACAGAACAAUUUGAUGGUGAUAUUUGGGUUGAUUUCAAACGUUUAUCUUUGCCGUAUGAAGACGAUUGGGAGGAAAUCGCUAUUGCCAUUACUCAAUGUGACGUCGUAUUAAUGAUUGUAACAGAAAACUAUUGUAGUUCGAAAAGUUGUCGCCGUGAAGUGAUCCAUGCGGAUAAACGUAACAAACGUAUGAUACCGAUCUAUCAAGGCAAAGAUUAUAAGCCAGAUGAUUGGUUUGAGAUACGUGUUGGUUCAGCUGUACGAGUACGGUUUGGAGACAAGAAAAGUGAUGAAGAAGUCAUGAAUAAUUUGCUGAAACUUAUCUACGCACAAGAUAAAGUCAAACAAAGUAACCAAGAGAACGAUUCUUCUCGCGAACGACAAAUUGAGACUACUGCGAACACCGAAAAACAGACAAUACUUAAAUCAUUAUCAUCCCAUCAUCUCAAUUCAAUGAAUGCGCCAAUAUUAUCACCCAUUUUGCCUCCUACUCCAGUUGAACAAUGGACAUCGGAUGAAAUCAAGUGUUGGUUUCAACUUAAUCUAUUAUCCGAUGUUUUAUUCAAUACUCUGAACUUCACUGAUGGUUGUCAGCUGCUUAAUUAUGCACAGCUGCUGAUCGGAUCAUCAUUGUAUACGCAUGAUGAAUACGACAGUUUACGAAAUCGAAUUGGAAAAGAUGUGUUUUAUCUCGAUGAAUAUGCUCGGUUUUUGAGUGGCUUAAAUAAACUGAUUCAAUCUUUACCAGUUAAAAAGCGAACUAAUUUUUGCAUCAUUAUGUAA